Molecule: messenger RNA, 2259 nt
Organism: Periconia digitata
Lineage: Eukaryota; Fungi; Ascomycota; Dothideomycetes; Pleosporales; Periconiaceae
Source: the annotation of a GenBank genome assembly
UCUUUUUUACUGCAGGUAGUCGUCAGUUCUUUCGGACCAAAUUCGAGCGAUCAGGUUUUCACUCCCCUAUCUUCGGACUUUAGCUCAAAAACGUCGAGAUUCUUUUCUGGAUUUCGUCCGGCCAGGAGGCAGAGUUCGAUGGGCGAAUCAUGGAUCAAUUGUUCGUUAAGGGAGUAGAUCUUCCUCAAGGGGGACAUAUAAGUAGUUGACGAACUUGCACUUCACUAAAAGCACCCACAGCUUUCCUGUAAGCGACAAGCACAGGUUGUAUCUUACAAAUCUCUCGUCUUUCGUCUUGUCUAAAGCUGAUUGAAAAGUUUAUUCAGUCUUUCACCGUUCUCGUUUCGUUCAAUUUUCAACAUGCUCCUUCCUUACUUUCUCUUCGCUGCCCUUGUUGGUACAUCGGUCGCGGCUCCUGAAAAUGAAUACGACUAUGUCAUCAUCGGAUCGGGCCCGGGAGGGGGAUCCCUUGCAGCAAACCUUGCGCGAGAAGGACACUCAGUGUUUCUGCUCGAAGCAGGAGGUGACGCCUCAGAUGAUAUUUACCAGCGGCUUCCCGCACUACAGGGCGCAGCGUCUGAACAGUCCCCUCAUUCCUGGCAGUUCUUUGUAAAGCACUAUGCGAACGAGACGCAAGGCCGCCGGGACCUCAAAUACACAUACUUGUUGAAGAACGGAUCAUACCAUAUCGGUCCAGAUCCUCCGAGUGAUGCCGAGCCUCUGGGGUUGUACUACCCAAGAGGUGCCACCCUUGGAGGCAGUUCGCAGGUUAACGCCAUGAAUUUUGCCUGGGCACCUGAUAACGAAUGGGACCAUAUUGCGAAUCUUACUGGCGAUAAUUCAUGGGGUCAUCAAGAUAUGCGCGAGCUCCUGAUAGAGCUUGAGAACUGCACAUAUGUCCCUGCGGGCACACCUGGCCACGGAUUCGAUGGUUACAUCCAGACGAGCCACUCAACAGAUCUCUUGCAACCAAUUUCUUCUCCCAACACGUAUGAAUAUGUGCGAGAGAUAUUCCGUCGAUCUGGCGACAUCGUUCCCGAAAGCAUGGAGCAAAUGGCGGAGUUGUUCGAGCGCGAUAUCAACAGGAUAGACAGCGACCGUUAUGAGAAACCGUUCUUAUUCGCCCUCCCAAACGCUAUAUCCGCUUCAACGCGUGGCAGGAGCUCCAUUGCAGAUUACAUCAAUGAUGUUAUAGACGCGGGGUACCCCCUUACCCUAAGCCUUCAUUCUCUAGCAACCAAGAUUCUCACCGAAAACGGGGAAGACGGAAAACCAAAGGCCGUCGGUGUCGAAUACAUGAUGGGCGAGGCACUGUAUUCCGCUGAUGAUCGCUACAACACCAAUUCGACUGGGGAGACAAGAACUGUCUGCGCGAGGAAAGAGGUCAUCGUAGCAGGAGGCACUUUCAACACCCCGCAGAUCCUCAAGCUUAGCGGUCUUGGGCCCCGGGACGAGCUGGAGCAAUUAGGCAUUCCCGUUGUUGCUGACAUACCAGCUGUGGGAAACUAUAUGAUGGACAAUUACGAAGCGGCCGUCCAGAUUCGCGCUGAUCAACCAUGGAUGAAUACUACCGCCUCUCCCUCCCCAUGCACUGGUACGUUUGAUGAUUCCGAUCCCUGCUUCGUCGAGUGGGAGACCAAUGCUACUGGGCCCUACACCGUUAUGUUUGGCACGUUUUUCUCAACCUUCCGCACCAGUGCCAGCUGGGACGCAGAUUCCGACCUCUUCUUGCUAAGUCUAGCUGGUUUCGCAACAACAGGGUUCUACCCAGGAUACUCGCACACGCUACCAGCCCCAAACCAUUGGACGACCUCUAUUGUCAAGAUGCAGAUGGAGAAUCCAGCAGGCACAGUUACGCUUCAAUCAAAGGAUCCGCGACAGGCCCCCGCUAUCAACUUCAAUUACUUCACGCAUCGUGCUAAAGAGGACCUGCAGGCCUUAGUAGAGGGGAGUGAACUUCUGUUAAACUCCCUCGAUGCCGUUGGUAUAAACUAUACCAGGAUCGAACCCGACCCAAAGAUUCCAAUGGAGCAAGGGAUCAUGGAUCAAUCGUUCAGUCACCACGCAACAUCAACUUGUCGCAUGGGUCCAGCGGGGCACAAGGAUUAUUGUGUCGAUUCGAAGUUCCGCGUUAACGGGGUGAACAAUCUGCGCGUGGUUGAUGCUUCAGUGUUCCCGAGAUCGCCUGGUGCUAUGCCCAACGGACCAACAUUUACGAUUUCGAAGAAGGCGUUUUAUGCCAUAAUCGAAGACGCUUGA